Diplodia corticola is the source of this 972-nucleotide messenger RNA. RefSeq names its product choline transport protein. Bases 1 to 972 code for a protein of 323 amino acids. Lineage: Eukaryota; Fungi; Ascomycota; Dothideomycetes; Botryosphaeriales; Botryosphaeriaceae. The transcript is spliced from 3 exons. Gene Ontology annotation, cellular component: membrane. Gene Ontology annotation, biological process: transmembrane transport. The record is from RefSeq and is a predicted model, not a curated record. Gene Ontology annotation, molecular function: transmembrane transporter activity.
AUGGCCUCAAAAGCCACACUCCCAGGCGUCUCUCCCCCACAAUAUACCGACAUUACAGGCCACACACGACUGUCACGAGGGGAUUUUCCCCCGACUCUUUUCGAUAGCAGCCUCCCACCGUCUCCGACGAUUCAGUCUAUUGUGCUGGUCACACUCGGCCCGUAUCUGAGACGCACGCAAUCCUCCCACGUCUUACCUCCCGCAAUCGAGACAGCAAUACCAUGUCUCUCACCAAGACUGGCACCGCUGGUUCAACAGUCAAGUCUGGCAGCAAUGGCAUGGCCACUGACCUGGAACUGCAGGCCGGUGCUGACUGCUGUCUCGCCAGUGACUGGCCAUGUGGAUGAGCUGCGCUGCGAGUUCAACGUAUGGUCGCUAUGCGCAUUGCUGGUGUGCUUGAUGGGCACCUGGGAGGCUCUCACAAGUGCCGUUGCACAAGCGUUGACGAACGGCGGAGCACCGUGUCUAUUAUACAACUAUAUCAUCGCCUUUAUCGGGACGUUAUUGACAGCAGCCUCACUGACUGAGAUCGCGUCGAUAUAUCCAACUGCUGGAGGCCAAUAUCGCUGGGUCGCUUCUCUCGCACCCUCUCACACGCGCCUUGUGGCGUCAUGGUUCACAGGCUGGAUCAAUAUUGAUGGGCAGGUGGUGCUGACCGCCUCUGCCGCCUUCGCCGCCGGCCUGCAGUUCCAAGCCCUGAUCGUGCUCAAUGAUGCGUCCGGUACCUAUGUUCCGCAGCGAUGUCAGGACAUGCUGUUCUACUGGGACGUCAUCGCUUACAGCACCGCCAUCAACAUCUUUGGCUCUCGUGUGCUGCCCCACCACAACACGUUGAGCGGCAUCGGGCACGUCGUCGGAUUCAUCGCCGCCGUGUUCAUGCUCGGUAUCAUGGAUAUCGGCAUGGAGGGGGGACACGGCGCAAACUAUAUAUUCAAAGACGUUGACAACACACACCAGUGGAUGGUCGAAUGA